This is a messenger RNA of Cyprinus carpio (common carp), 3100 nucleotides long. RefSeq names its product volume-regulated anion channel subunit LRRC8C-like. The record is from RefSeq and is a predicted model, not a curated record. Lineage: Eukaryota; Metazoa; Chordata; Actinopteri; Cypriniformes; Cyprinidae. Gene Ontology annotation, molecular function: protein binding.
UGCCUUUGAGAGUUGCUGUAACAAUGAGGUGCUUAUGGGUCAUGGACAGAUGUAACACGACAUAAUAACGCGUAAAAUCUAAACGGAAAGUGAGAACGGCGAUUCUGGAAACGCUAUUGUCACACUGAAGACCCGCCCAAGGUAGCGCAGCCAAUAGCAGCUGGAGGACAGAUCUGAUUGAGAACCGCAGCCACAAGGACAUGCUACAGUCCCCGCUAGAAUCUUCAGCCGUAGACGGAGAACGCGCCUUCAAUCCAUCUAAAGGAGUAUGAUUCCAGUGACCGAAUUCCGGCAGUUCACGGAACAGCAGCCAGCGUUCCGGGUUCUGAAGCCAUGGUGGGAUGUGUUCACAGACUACCUCUCUGUGGUUAUGCUCAUGAUAGGUGUUUUUGGAUGCACUCUGCAGGUGAUGCAAGACAAAAUCAUAUGCCUUCCUCAAAGGACAUUCUCGCCAAACCAGACAGAGCUGAUGUGCCCACCUCCUUCCACAAAUCAGGAAUCGACAGUGCCUGUCCAUGAGUUGAAAGGACUGAAGACAAACUUGGAUAUUCAGCAGUAUAAUUACAUAAACCAAAUGUGCUAUGAAAAGGCGCUGCAUUGGUAUGCUAAGUACUUCCCUUACCUGGUUCUGAUUCAUACUGUCAUUUUCAUGGUGUGCAGCAAUUUCUGGUUCAAGUUUCCUGGCUCCAGCUCUAAAAUUGAGCACUUCAUAUCCAUCCUGGGCAAGUGCUUUGACUCUCCAUGGACUACGAGGGCACUGUCAGAAGUAUCUGGGGAGAAUCCUGAGGAGAAAGACAGCAAGAAGAACAGUGCCAGUAGGUCAAACCUUGAUACUCCAAUUGGCGAGGGCAACCUGGAGAAGACUCAAUCUUUAAGAUCCAUUCCUGAAAAGAUCGUUGUUGACAAGCCAGCACCAAGUGUCCUUGACAAGAAGGAAGGAGAGCAAGCCAAGGCCUUGUUUGAGAAGGUCAAAAAAUUUCGCCUGCAUGUGGAGGAGGGUGAUAUAUUAUAUAUGAUGUAUGUCCGUCAGACUGUUGUAAAAGUGCUCAAGUUUAUCCUUAUAAUUGCGUACAACAGUGCUCUGGUGUCAAAGGUUAGGUUUAGUGUUACCUGUACUGAGAACAUGCAGGACAUGACGGGUUACCGGUACUUCUGUUGCAAUCACACUAUGGCCCACUUGUUCUCUAAGCUCUCCUACUGUUAUUUGUGUUUUGUUGGAGUUUAUGGACUUACAUGCCUUUAUACAUCCUACUGGCUGUUCUAUAUCUCUCUCAAGGAAUACUCUUUUGAAUAUGUCAGGCAAGAGACCGGAAUUGACGACAUCCCAGAUGUAAAGAAUGACUUUGCUUUCAUGUUGCACAUGAUCGACCAGUAUGAUCCCCUAUAUUCCAAGAGAUUUGCAGUGUUUCUCUCAGAGGUGAGCGAAAACAAGCUGAAACAGCUCAACCUCAACCACGAGUGGACAGCCGACAAGCUUCGGCAGAAGCUGCAGACCAACAGCAAUAACAGGCUAGAACUUCAACUCUUCAUGCUGUCUGGUCUCCCAGAUACCAUCUUUGAGGUGACAGAGCUGCAGUCUUUGAAGCUUGAGAUUAUUAAUAAUGUAACCAUACCAGCAGCCAUUGCCCAACUUGAGGAUCUCCAGGAGCUUUCGCUUUACCAGUGCUCGCUCAAGAUCCACAUUGCAGCCACCGCAUUCCUCAAGGAGAAUUUGAAGGUGCUGCGAGUGAAGUUUGACGAUGCCCGUGAACUUCCGCAGUGGAUGUAUGUGUUGCGGAACUUGGAAGAGCUCCAUCUGAUUGGCUCUUUGAAUUCUGAUGCAUCAAAGAACGUAACCCUGGACUCUCUACGAGAGCUUAAAGCGCUGAAGACACUGACACUCAAGAGCAACUUCACAAAGAUCCCUCAGUCCAUUGUGGAUGUGGCCAGCCAUCUACAGCGACUCUGUAUUUGCAAUGAUGGCACCAAACUGGUCAUGCUAAACAACCUGAAAAAAAUGGUGAACCUAACAGAACUUGAGUUGGUGCACUGUGACCUAGAACGCAUACCCCACGCCAUUUUCAGCCUGAGUAAUCUGCAGACUCUGAAAGAGAACAAUCUACGCACCAUUGAAGAGAUUGUCAGCUUCCAGCACCUCCGUAAGCUGACCUGUCUGAAGCUUUGGCACAAUGGCAUCGCUUUUAUACCCGAACACAUCAAAAAGCUCAGCAGCUUGGAGCGCCUCUACUUCAGCCAUAACAAGAUCGAGAUCCUACCUUCACACUUAUUCCUGUGCAACAAACUACGCUACCUUGAUCUUUCCAACAACGACAUCCGUUUUAUCCCACCGGAGAUAGGUGUUCUCCAAAGCCUUCAGAACUUCUCUGUUAGUUGUAACAAAAUCGAAAAUAUUCCUGAUGAGCUCUUCUUCUGUAAGAAGCUGAAGACUCUGAAGCUUGGCAGAAACAUGCUGUCUGUCCUCUCACCAAAGAUUUCUUUCCUUGGAGUACUGACUCACUUGGAGUUAAAGGGUAAUCACUUUGAGUUCUUACCAGCUGAACUCGGCUCUUGUCGCGCCUUAAAACGCAGCGGACUUGUCGUAGAAGACGCGCUGUUUGAGACGCUGCCUUCAGACAUCAGGGAACAAAUGCAAGCAGAGUGAUGACUGCUUUGCUUUAAUGCCAAAUAUUGUAAUCUGACUCCUUAACAGGCAAGGCUUCCAGGUGUUCUGUCUUGUAGUAUGUAUUUUUGAUCUAUAUGGGUGAGUACUUGCAAUUUCAUGUUUAAAGCUAGACUUGUGCUUAAUGGCAUUUUAAUGCUAAAAAGCAAGAGUUAGAAAAAUAUAGGGAUGAACACAUUUUAAUGCCUUACAUUGUAUAUUAUGAAAAAGCCAUAUGAAAUGUAUACAUUUUAAGACUCUUUAUCUUAAUUUUCUAAGAUAUAUAUAAUUUUUAAACCUGUAAAUCAUAAAAGUAGACAACUUAUGACAGGGAUUAAUUUAGAGACAGUUUGUGUGACAGAAAUUUCAUUGUAUGCUUUUACUGACAUUUGCUCUCAUAAUCCAUUAAGCUUUUGCAGGUCAAGUACUGUACAACAUGUUUUGCACUGGAACUAUUAGAAA